UACAGCUCUCCUCUCAUCUUUAUCAGUCUCCCUCUUUCCUCCCUCGUUCCGCAAAGCCAGCCGUAGACUUUUUGGGUCCUGGGCUAUAAAAAUGGUGCGCCUCAGCUCCGCACUUGGUCAAUUCGAGACAAAUUCGGCGCCUCCAGCAUUCAAGAGGAUACUCUCUCUCUCUCUCUCAAGAAGAAGAAGUUCGCUUUUGCUUCGUCGUCCUCCGCCGUCUUCCGCCGCUUCGCUUGGUUCUGAAGAACAAGACAAGAACAAGAACAAGAAAACCGACCCUUUGUCUUCGGCGUUCCAUGGAUUCUUCUUCCUGGAUUACUUCUUCUUUGGAUCUCAGCAUUAGACCGCUGCAAGUUUCAGAAGAACCUCCGACCAAAGUGGUGGAGAGCGACUUUAUGGAGCUGGGAAGGACUGGUUCUGGGAACAAAGAUGAGAGUGGUGCUCUGCAUGAAGAACUGAAUCGGCUGGCUGCUGAAAACAAGAAGCUCAGUCAAAUGCUGAUGACGGUGUGUGAGAACUACAAUGCCUUGAGAAACCAUGUGAUUGAAAUUGUGAGCAAAAAUGCUGAGAGAGAAGUCAGCCCGUCCAAGAAAAGAAAGUCCGAGAGCAGCACUAACGACAAUGGCAAUGAGAUGGUAGUUAAUAGAGCCUCGGAGAGCAGCUCGACGGAUGAUGAUGAUUUGUACAAGAAACCAAGGGAAGAAACAAUAAAGGCGAAGAUCACGAGGGUUUAUUAUAGGACCGAAGGGCCAGGCACUAGCCUUAUUGUGAAAGAUGGACACCAGUGGAGGAAGUAUGGACAAAAGAUCACCAGGGACAACCCUUGUCCCAGAGCUUACUUCAAAUGCGCUCACGCUCCAAGCUGCCUUGUCAAGAAGAAGGUGCAAAGAAGUGCUGAAGACCAAUCGGUCAUAGUUGCGACUUAUGAAGGCGAGCACAACCAUCCAAGUUCAUCUCGACUCGAGGCAACAUGUGGCUCAAAUGCCCGUGCCACUCUUGAUUCGGUUCCCCGCUCGGCUUCUCUUAGUUCAUCUGGACCCACUGUAACUCUCGACUUGAUGAAACCCAAGCAGGAAACCGAUGUCAAAAGUUCGCAACCGAAAGUAGAUUCACCAGAACUGAGGCAGUUUCUGAUAGAACAAAUGGCCUCUUCCUUGACAAAAGACCCGAGCUUUACGACUGCACUUGCCGCAGCUAUUUCGGGGAAAAUGGUCGGCCCAUAUCCAACUGAAAAAUGGAUAUAAAUUGGCGAGACCAGGAUGAUUUCUCAUCGUUUCUUGAAAGGAAUUCCAGGAGGUGUCUGUACAUACAAAUUAGGAGGGAAAAAGCAAACAGGAAAAGUUCUCAAGCUUCAGAGUCUGUCCAACUUCACCAUUGACUGCUGCUGCACGUGUUUGAACAUUUCAAGUUGGAAGUAGUUGGAGUUGCAUUUCAGAACAGAAGUCAAAUGGUUCGUUCUAGCCGUUGUUGAAUGUUGAAUCUCCAAUUCGGUGGAUAUAUCAACUCAUCACGACAAGGAUUUUAAACUUGAAAGCACCCCCUCGUGUACUCCCUUUUGACAUUUUUCUAAUGUAUCUAGCGUACCCUCUUUGACAUUUCUGUUGUCUUGUAACAUUUCCUCGCGGUUGAAAGUUGAAAGGUCGGAUGCAUGAAGGUGACAAGCACGACUUCUAGACUAACAGCCCAACUUGUUUUUCCUCUUUGAUUCCAUCCGUCUUCUCUUGAAACCAUAAUAAAUUAGUUUUCGUGAA
Messenger RNA from Eucalyptus grandis, 1751 nucleotides. Its product is annotated as probable WRKY transcription factor 40. NCBI's taxonomy places the organism in Eukaryota, Viridiplantae, Streptophyta, Magnoliopsida, Myrtales, Myrtaceae. The transcript has 5 exons. Gene Ontology annotation, molecular function: DNA-binding transcription factor activity; sequence-specific DNA binding. Gene Ontology annotation, biological process: regulation of DNA-templated transcription. Bases 297 to 1244 code for a protein of 315 amino acids. The record is from RefSeq and is a predicted model, not a curated record.